This is a messenger RNA of Pleurotus ostreatus (oyster mushroom), 1497 nucleotides long. It is a transcript of the gene ALG11, whose product is annotated as asparagine-linked glycosylation protein. The transcript has 8 exons. Lineage: Eukaryota; Fungi; Basidiomycota; Agaricomycetes; Agaricales; Pleurotaceae. The record is from RefSeq and is a predicted model, not a curated record. Gene Ontology annotation, biological process: protein N-linked glycosylation. The coding region runs from base 1 to 1497 and encodes 498 amino acids. Gene Ontology annotation, molecular function: GDP-Man:Man(3)GlcNAc(2)-PP-Dol alpha-1,2-mannosyltransferase activity. Gene Ontology annotation, cellular component: endoplasmic reticulum membrane.
AUGAUCAUAUUUGCUCUCAUUCUGGUCUUGACUGUCCUCGGUGCCCUCAAAAUAUGCGGCAUCUAUCUGCGUGCUAGAAAGUCUUCCCAACGAGCUGGCCUCGGAUCCGAUGUAUCCCUUAAGCGUAUCAUUGGCUUCUUCCACCCAUACUGCAACGCUGGCGGCGGCGGAGAACGAGUGCUAUGGACUGCGAUAGCCGCAAUGCAACACUCGGAUCCGAAUCUGCUAUUCGUUGUGUAUAGCGGGGACGUAGAUGCUUCGAAGGAGGAAAUUAUUGCAAAGGCAAAGUCACGGUUCGCCAUUACUCUCGACCCAUCAAGCCUCCAUUUCGUGUUCUUGAAAUCGAGGGUCCUGGUCGAAAGCACAACAUGGCCGUACUUCACAUUGCUGGGGCAGAGCUUGGGGUCGAUGUACGUGGCCCUCGAGGCAAUGGCAUCUCUUCUGCCGGACCUCUACAUCGACACCAUGGGCUAUGCCUUCACAUUCUUUGUCGUUUCGUGGCUAUGCGGCGUACCGGCCGGUGCCUAUGUGCACUACCCGACAAUCAGCACCGACAUGCUCGCGCGCGUGCGCUCGAGGAAGAAGUGGCACACGAAUCAGAGCAGGGUCGCGGAGUCGAGCGUGCUGAGCGGCGUCAAGUUGCUCUACUACCGGCUGUUUAUGUACUACUACGCGGCUGCGCUGCGGCAGGCGUCGUUUCUGAUGGUGAACUCUUCGUGGACGAAAGCCCAUGUGGACUCGAUCCUCAAGCACUCGGACAUCACGAUCGAUAUACUGCACAAGCUCGUAUUGUUUCCCUUCAAACUCAUCUUGCCAGCCCACCAGAGUCCCGACAACGCGGCAAUUGUCUACCCCCCCUGCGACACCAAGGAACUCGCUCAAUUUCCGCUGGAAGGCCGGGAGCACACGAUCUUGAGCAUUGCGCAGUUCCGACCCGAGAAAGAUCAUUCCAUGCAGUUGCAAGCCUUUGCAGAGUUACUCCGCGAGCACCCGCAGUACGGCUCGUCGGCAAAGCUGGUUUUGAUUGGUGGAGCGCGCAACGACGAAGACGAAGCCCGAGUGGGGGCAUUGAAGGAAGAGACAACGAAGCUAGGGCUCCAAGCAAACGUCGUGUUUGUGGUGAAUGCCCCGUACCCAGCUAUGCUGGAAUGGCUCCGCAAGUGCAGCAUCGGCGUGAACACGAUGGUCGACGAGCAUUUCGGGAUCAAUGUGGUGGAGUACAUGGCUGCCGGUGCGAUUCCCGUAGCGCAUGCGUCGGGCGGGCCGCUGAGGGAUAUCGUGGUGCCCCUUGAGGGCGAGCGCACAGGGUUCCAUGCUACGUCGGCGGCGGAGUACGCGUCGGCAUUUGAUGCGGUCUUCGCGCUCUCGGAGGGAGACGAGAUUGCGCUGCGGGCGAGGGCGAGGCGGUGGGCUGUGGGGCGGUUCUCAGAAGACGAGUUUGUGCGUGGGUGGCAUGAGAGCGGGUGGAGGCGGUUCCUGGCGACACCAGAUGCGUAG